Messenger RNA from Talaromyces stipitatus ATCC 10500, 381 nucleotides. RefSeq lists its product as uncharacterized. The record is from RefSeq and is a predicted model, not a curated record. NCBI's taxonomy places the organism in Eukaryota, Fungi, Ascomycota, Eurotiomycetes, Eurotiales, Trichocomaceae. The coding region runs from base 1 to 381 and encodes 126 amino acids. The transcript has 2 exons.
AUGGCAGUACCCGAAGGCGGUCCGCAGACGCCAGAAAACUUUGCACGGAAUGAGGCCAUCCCAAGAGCCCCAGGCCGGAGACAGAAUCUACAAGCAGAAACCCUACGAACCCCAGUGGUUGAAUUCCCCCCAUUAGACGAUGGCAAAAGAAUCUCGUACCAAAUGGUUGCGAAACUCGUCAACGGCCUAAAUACAGCGAUCAUCCAACAGACCAACACAAUCGAAACAAAUCACCCUGAGAGAACAGAACGCGAGAUUGCAGGAGGAGAUCAGGCGCUACGCACCCAGAUAGAGAACCAAGCAACUACAAACCUACCCCCAAAACCAUGGGCUGAAGUUGCCUCCGCAAUCAACCCAUCAGCGAUCAACAUAAUCCCAUGA